AUGUACGGCGCCAGGCACGGGCAGCGCGGCCUCCCGGGGCGCGCCGUGCCGCGCAAGGUGCAGCGCGUGAUGCUCCUCGCGUGCGCCGCCGUCGGGCUGUUCGGAACGUUCUUCAUUCUCCAGGGGCACGUCAUGGAGACGCUCGCGAGCGACAGGCUGCAGCACAACUGGCGGGGCACAGAUAUAAAGCGGCACACGUCAGUCAAGGAUGUCCUAUCCCACGUGCACGGGUUCAACAUGACUCAGGAGGACGCCGAGCGCGCGCGGGAUUCCGACGCCCCCGGCGCGGACGACGCCUCGCAGGCCUCGCCAUCUGCGCGCCACAGCCUCCACCAGCGCUCCGUCCUCGGCGCCCACAUCGUCGAGAUCAGCGACGCCGACAUCGACCCCGGCCCGAUCGCCGCCGCGGUCAUCAGCCCGACCACCGGCGCGAUCUCGAGCGCGUGGGUCGCCCAGCCGGCCGACGACGGCGCCCGCAGCGGCGCCUACGUGCCGCACAGCGCCAUCUGGCACGGGAUGUACGUGCAGGGUCGGUGGCAGGUCGGAGACGCGCCGAUCGCGGAAACCUCGGACCGGUCCCCGCUCUCGUACCCCAUUAUGUGCACGUACAAUCCGAGGGCGCGCGAGGGCGCCCGGGGGUCGUCGCUGCUCAUGUACACCGCGGCUGUGUCGGCGGACGAUGACAACGGGUUCGCACAGCGGCCCGACGGCGCGGUGGUGGACGCGGAGCGGCGCAGGCUGAUGAGCUCGGGGCUGCGGCCGUCGCCGUUCGUGAUGCAGUUCAUGCAGCACCCGGCGCAUGAGGAGAUCGCGUCUGACGGCAUCGGCAGCGUGGAGUGGACGCUGCCUGUGCGGGUGAUGCUGGCGGGGGACGCGGUGAAGGAGCUGGACAUGGACCACAGCUUGCACAUCUCGUCGUGCGAAAUGCUGGGCGAGUCGCAGUGGGUCGCGGUCGCGUCGUCGUCGUGCCAGGCGGUGUCGCGCGACUGCAUGCAUCACGAGGGCGCGGUUCUGAUGCUCAUCACGCGGGACCGCGGGGAGACGUGGACGGUGCGGCACAUCCACGCGGGUGGCGACGCCGGCGGCGCUGCAGGGAACGCGAUUCUGCACCGGGACCAGGAGACGGGCACCUCGUUGGAAGUCCUCUUGUCGCAUCAACACGCAGCUGCCGAGGCGGGGCAAGGGAACUGCAUCUCGGUGUCGGACCACUUCCCGGAGCCCGGGAGGCACGGGCUGCGAUUCCACCCCUCGUCGCUGCCGUGUCCCGGGGCGCCGCUGUCGGUGGCCGCGACAGCAAACGGGAGGCUGCUGUUGACGUAUGUGCACGCGCCGGAGCCGGAGGGCGCGGGGGCCGAGGGCGCGCGGCUGCGAAAGCCGCGGCACUUCCACCGAGUGCGCCUCCACAAGGGCGCGGGCUUCGACGGGUCCUCGAUGCUGCUGGCCGACGUCGACCCGGGCAACCUGGGUGCGGCGAUCCGGGGCAUGAACGCCGGGGGCCGGCGGCGCAGGGUGUUGGGCGACGGUCUGGACAGCGUGGGGGACGACAAGGCGGUGGAUCCGCAGGAGGACUUCGCGGAGAGCGCUGAGGACACGGGGUGGGUGUUGGCGGUGGCGGUGGCGGAGGACCCGGCGGCGCUGCACUGGUCGAGCGACGCGCUGGUGCUGGAGCAGUGGCUGCCGAGCGAGCGGGGGUGGCUGAGCAAGGAGUUGGGGUUGAAGAAGGAGCCGCGGGUGGGGCGCGCGGUGGUCCUGUACGACGGGUUGCGCAGCGUGCACGUGAUGUACAUGGCGCGCAAGGGGCACCGCAGCGUGGUGCAGCAUAUCGUGAUCUUCGAGGAGGCGCUGCAAUAG
This is a messenger RNA of Pedinophyceae sp. YPF-701, 1851 nucleotides long. The record is from the annotation of a GenBank genome assembly. NCBI's taxonomy places the organism in Eukaryota, Viridiplantae, Chlorophyta, Pedinophyceae.